Molecule: messenger RNA, 5808 nt
Organism: Punctularia strigosozonata HHB-11173 SS5
Lineage: Eukaryota; Fungi; Basidiomycota; Agaricomycetes; Corticiales; Punctulariaceae
Product: glycosyltransferase family 2 protein
Exons: 10
Coding region: 1-5808 (1935 amino acids)
Cellular component (GO): myosin complex; cell periphery; cell septum
Molecular function (GO): cytoskeletal motor activity; chitin synthase activity; ATP binding
Source: RefSeq, a predicted model, not a curated record
AUGGCCAAACGUCAGUCCACUAUGGGCUCCCACCAGCGGCUCGAGAACGUCGACGACCUCACCAACCUCCCCUCGCUCGGCGACGACAUCAUCGUGCAAUGCAUCCGCGAACGCUUUAUGCAAGACACCGUCCACACCGCCGUGGGCAGUUCCGCUCUCGUCGCCGUCAACCCGCACAAGUAUGUUCCCAGCAACGCGGACUCGAUCUUGCAGAAGUACGCCUCCGAAUACCGAGACACUUCCGAAAACAAGUCCCCUCUUCCGCCCCACAUCUUCCAGCUGGCGAACAAUGCGUACUACCAUAUGCGAAGAACGAACCAGGAUCAGAGCAUCCUCCUGACGGGAGAGACCGGGAGCGGCAAGUCGGAGAACCGGCGGUUGGCCAUCAAAAGCUUGCUGGAACUCAGCGUCAGCAACCCUGGCAAGAAAGGGUCAAAGCUUGCUGCCCAGGUUCCAGCCGCCGAGUUCGUACUCGAGACGUUUGGCAACGCCCGCACGCUCUUCAAUCCUAAUGCGUCGCGGUUCGGAAAGUACACGGAGCUGCAGUUCAAUGAUCGUGGUCGUCUAUGCGGUGUGAAAACGCUUGACUACUACCUAGAGAAGGGUCGGGUCGCGGGUGCGCCGUCAGGAGAACGCAACUUUCACAUCUUCUACUAUCUCGUUGCCGGCGCCUCGCCCGAAGAACGUCAACAUAUGCAUCUCAUCGACAAGGCCACCUACAGGUACCUCGGUCACCAUCCCACUGGCCGUGGUAUGGGCCGCGAUGAUGAUGGCAUUCGCUUCGACCAGCUGAAGAUGGCCCUCAAGAACGUUGGCUUUUCCAAGCGGCAUGUGGCCCAGACAUGCCAGCUUAUCGCCGCGAUCUUGCACCUCGGUAACCUCGAGUUUACGAUAGAUCGCGGACGGAAUGAAGACGCCGCUGUGGUCCGCAACCUUGAUAUCCUGAACGUCGUCGCCGAGUUUCUCGGCGUACAGCCCGCUGCACUUGAGGCCGCGCUGUCGUACAGGACCAAAAUGGUUCGGAAGGAGCUUUGCACUGUGUUCCUAGAUCCCGAUGGUGCUUCAGACAACCGGGACGAUCUCGCCAAAACUCUCUACUCCCUCCUCUUCGCGUGGCUCAACGAGCACAUCAAUCAGAAGCUCUGCAAGGACGAUUAUGCGACAUUCGUGGCCUUGUUUGACCUUCCCGGGUCGCAGAACAUGACCUCGCGCCCUAACAACCUCGACCAGUUCUGCAUCAACUACGCUAAUGAGCGUUUGCAGAAUUUCAUCCUCAACCAGAUCUUCGAGAAUCACGUUUCCGAAUAUGAGAGCGAGGGUAUUGCUGCGUGGGUGCCGAGGGUGCCUUAUUUCGAGAACAGCGAAUGCCUCCGGAUGAUACAGAAUCAGCCGGGUGGAUUGAUUCACAUCAUGGACGAUCAGGCAAGAAGGGCCCCGAAGAAGACGGAUCACACUAUGGUGGAGGCGUUUUCCAAGCGAUGGGGCAACCACUCCUCGUUCAAGGCCGGCGGCGUCGAUCGAUCAGGUUAUCCGACGUUCACUGUCAACCACUUCAAUGGUCCUGUUACAUACUCGUCGGAAAACUUCCUCGAACGCAACCUAGACGCCGUCAACCCGGACUUCGUGUCCUUACUUCGCGGGGCCAACGCGCAUGAGAUUGCCGGCGCCGAUGCCACAGGUUCCAAUAAUCCAUUCGUGAAAGGUCUGUUCUCCAGCAAGGCUAUCGCUACGCAGGCGCAUCCUCGCAAUGAGGAGACGAUCGUUGCUGCGCAGCAACCCGUCAAGCCCAUGCGUGCUCCCUCGACAAGGCGCAAGAACACGAUCAAGCGCCGGGGCGCCAACAAUCCGCUUGCAGACAUCGACGAGCAGGAACGUGAUGAUGACGAGACUCUCGCUGCGCCGGGAAUGGGUGCUUCCGGCUCUGCCAACCACGGGACUCCUUGCGUGGCAGGCGAGUUCCGCUCAGCCCUCGACACGCUCUUCGAGACCCUGCAGGACACACAGUCCUGGUAUGUGUUCUGCAUCAAUCCGAACGAUUCGCAGCUCCCGAAUCAGCUCGAGGGACGCUCGGUCAAAGGCCAAGUCAGGAGCGCUGGGCUCAGUGCGAUCGCGCAGAGGAACCGAUGUGUGUUCGAGGUGGGCAUGACGCCGCAGGAGUUCGUGGACAGGUAUCAGGAGCCGUUGACGGCGAUAGGCGUGACUGAGGGAGACCCGAGGGAGUUGAUAUCUCAAACCCGAACGGCGCUGGGGUUGGAGGAAGGCGACAUCGUAUUGGGUAAUCAUAAGGCUUUCUUGUCUCAGGCGGCUUUCCACAAACUUGAGGAUCAGCUCCGUUCGCAGGAUGCAGAAGAGCAGAAGAGGAACAGGAUGCGCGACGCCGAGGCAGAAGCCGGGCUCAAUCCGCGAGAACUUAACGACCCUUACGCGCCUUACCUCACCCCUGGCGCGGAGAUGAUGCAGUCACCUUACGACAGCGGGUUCAACGACCCCUUCAAUCAGUCCUCGCAACAGCUACCGCUUGUACAAAAUGCCUCAUCACUGCAGCGCGCUGAUAUGUACGAGGAUGAGUACGAGGAACGGAAGUCCUUCCGCAGCGACGACUACGAUCAGCAGAGUCGUUUCACCAGCGCUCGAGACGAUACGUCCCACUAUGGUACCGAGUCAUACGCACCAUCCCGCAACAUGUUCCAGGGCGCGGAUACCAAGGGCGUGUUCGGCAAGGAAGCUCUCGCCGGCGAGAUCCAAGAGGGUGAGACUACAGAGGUCGUGAAGGAGACUUCGGCGCGCAGGAGAUGGGUGGCACUCUGCUGGAUUUUAACCUUCUGGAUGCCCAACCCGUUCCUGAGAUGGUUUGGCAGGAUGAAGCGCAUGGACGUCCGACAGGCAUGGAGGGAGAAACUGGCCCUGAACCUGAUAAUCUGGUUCGUGUGCGCGUGUGCCGUGUUCGUUAUCGCCGUGCUCGGUAACCUCAUCUGCCCAACCGAGCACGUCUUCAAUACGAACGAGCUCGCGUCGCACUCAACGACGAAUUCGCCAAACAACGUGUAUACGUCCAUUCGUGGCGAGGUCUUCGAUCUCACGGACAUCGCAUCCACACAUCAGCGGAUCGUCAGCGUUGUACCGACCAAGUCAAUUCUCAAGUACGGGGGCACAUCGGCCGACAACAUCUUCCCGGUUCAGGUUAGCGCACUGUGCAACGGCGUCGACGGUACGGUCAGCCCGUAUGUCAUUCUCGACUCCAGCAACGAUACCGAUGUCAAUGCCCAAUACCACGACUUCCGUGUAUUCACCAACGACUCGCGUCCGGAUUGGUACUUUGAGCAAAUGACGGUCAUGCGGUGGAACAACCGGGUCGGAUUCAUGGGUUACACUCCGAGAGCCUUGAAGAACCUGGCGAAUAACAAGAAGAAUGUCGCUAUCUAUGACGGGAUGAUCUAUGAUUUGACCUCCUACGUGAACAACGGGCCGGCCGUUCGAGCUCCCACCGGUUUCCAGGCGCCAGCCGACAUCGACACCCAAUUCAUGCACUCGAGCAUCGUCAACGUCUUCCAGAUCCACGCCGGCAAGGACGUCACGAAGCUCAUCAACGGCCUCAACCUUGAUCACGAUGUCCUCGAGCGCCAAAAGGUCUGUUUGCGCAACUUGUUCCUCAUUGGUAAAGUCGACAACCGCAACUCGCCUCAAUGCCUGUUUGCCAAUUACAUCCUACUCGUCCUGUCAAUCAUCAUGGUCAGCAUCAUCGGCUUCAAGUUCUUGGCCUCUAUCAACCUUUCGGCGGAGCGCGCACCGGAAAAUCAUGACAAGUUCGUCAUAUGCCAAGUCCCAUGUUACACAGAAGGCGAAUCAUCCCUACGGAGGACAAUCGACUCGCUGGCGCAGCUCAAGUACGAUGACAAGCGCAAGCUGAUCGUCGUUAUCUGUGACGGUAUGAUCGUUGGUUCCGGUAAUGACCGCCCUACUCCGCGCAUCGUUCUCGACAUCCUUGGUGCCGACCCCAAUCAGGACCCUGAACCGCUCAGUUUCAUCUCUCUUGGCGAAGGCGCAAAACAGCACAACAUGGGCAAGGUGUAUUCAGGGCUGUAUGAGAUCGCUGGUCACGUCGUGCCAUACCUGGUCAUCGUCAAGGUUGGAAAGCCUACGGAGCGCUCGAGGCCCGGUAACCGCGGAAAGCGCGACACUCAAAUGCUUUUGAUGCAUUUCCUGAACAAGGUUCAUUUCAGCGCCCCGAUGAACCCUCUGGAGCUCGAAAUUUACCAUCAAAUCAAGAACGUGAUCGGUGUCAACCCGAGUUUCUACGAGUACAUCCUUACCGUGGAUGCUGACACGACCGUACAUCCGUUGUCCUUGAAUCGUCUCGUUUCUGCUAUGAUUCACGAUAAGAAACUCCUCGGUGUAUGCGGUGAGACCGAGUUGUCGAACGCAAAGCAGUCAAUCGUUACGAUGAUGCAAGUUUAUGAGUACUUCAUAUCUCAUCAUAUGGCGAAAGCCUUUGAGUCCCUCUUCGGUUCCGUCACCUGUCUUCCCGGUUGCUUCACCCUUUACCGCCUACGGACCCCCGAUACUCACAAGCCGUUGCUUGUCUCCAAUCAACUCAUUCAUGACUAUUCGGAAAACCGCGUCGACACGCUUCAUAUGAAGAACCUACUUCAUCUCGGAGAAGAUCGUUAUUUGACGACACUCUUGCUGAAAUACUUCCCCGACUUCAAGACGCAGUUCGUACGGGACGCGCACGCAUACACCGUGGCGCCGGAUGAGUUCAAGGUCCUGCUCUCACAACGUCGUCGAUGGAUCAACUCGACAGUCCACAACCUUGGCGAACUCGUUUUCUUGGACCAGCUCUGCGGUUUUUGUUGUUUCUCCAUGCGAUUCGUGGUCUUCAUCGAUCUGUUGUCGACGGUCACUGGGCCCGUGACUGUAGCAUACAUCGUCUAUCUCAUUUACUUGGUUGCUGCUGAGCACAAGAACAUUCCCACUCUCUCGCUCAUCAUGAUUGCUGCCAUAUACGGUGUACAGGUUAUCGUGUUCCUCCUCCGACGCAAGUGGGACAUGAUCGGAUGGAUGUUCUUCUACAUCCUUGCCAUCCCGUACUUCUCAUUCUUCCUUCCGCUUUAUUCUUUUUGGAAGAUGGACGACUUCUCAUGGGGUGCUACUCGCCUGGUCCUCGGAGAAUCCGGAAAGAAGAUAAUCGUUCAUGACGAGGGCAAGUUCGACCCGAGAUCUAUACCACUCAAGUCCUGGGAAGAAUAUGAAAAUGAGCUAUGGGACAAAGAAUCCAACCAUAGCAUCGGUUCGUGGGUGCCUCCGGCGAAGAUGAACAACGGGGGUUAUGCUCAAUCGAUGGCGCCGACGGCCUCGCUCUACGGCCGCGAGACGUACUAUGACCCUGGGCCGCGAAGCUUCUCCCCCGCACCGUCCCAAAUGGGUUACGGGUAUCCCCCACCGGGGUACCAGUCUGGACGGAAUACGCCGAAUGGCGGAAUGUCUCACUCUCCGCUACGGACUCCCAUGGUGAACGAAGCAAGCACGCUCUAUCAGCCGGCGCCGUCCCGACCGGUGACGAACUACCUCGACAUGCAGCUACCUUCCAGUCGGAGUGCGGAGAACCUGGAUCCGGCUUUCGGAGCUCCGACGGAUGCGGAACUGGAGCGGGCUGUCGAAGCUGUAUUGCGGGGUGCCGAUCUUAAUACCGUUACGAAGCGCGGGGUGCGACAAAAACUCGAGGAACAAUUCGGUUGCGACCUAACUUCGCGGAAAGGCACAAUCAACAACGCGAUAGACAGGGUACUCGCGCAGACGGCUGCAUUGUAG